AUGCACGUCAUCCACAAACUAUCCGAUGAUGUUUAUUCGGUCGCCAAUUUACUAUCUGAAAAGCAGAAAACCUUGUCUUUGAGCGAAUUCGCAGCAACAUAUGGACAUGGAAUGGUGGGAAGAUUAGGGGUGACAUUGGCUUUCCAGCAGAGGCUUGCGCUCAUGCAACAAGCAGUGCUUCCGAUGAUAUUUCCUGAACAUUACACGCACUUAUUCCCAUCUGUGAGUCCGGACCUUGAAGCAAUACCAAGAUCUUUCGCCGUUGCCGCGAUGCCCUUGCUUUGGAAACAUGAUUCGGACCAGAAGACGAUUAGUCUAAAGGCUUUUUCUCAAAUGGAUCGAGAAAUUCAUGGUGAAAAUCGCAAGAAUAAGCUGGAUGUGUUGCUCGAAGAACCAUCCCCUUCUGUGGAAAAUGUUUUUCCCUGCAUAAAACGUGCAAAGAUCUAUUCAACAAAUACUGCGCUUGAACAACAUCGGUCUACACACAUACUGGACAAACACUAUGAAUGCAAGCAGUGUGGGAAGACUUUCAAGAGAUCAUCCACGUUGUCGACCCAUCUUCUUAUUCACUCUGACACGCGUCCUUAUCCAUGCCAGUACUGCGGAAAACGGUUUCACCAGAAAAGCGACAUGAAGAAGCAUACAUAUAUUCAUACAGGCCACCUUCUAGGAGAAAAGCCGCACAAGUGCACAGUUUGUGGAAAAGCUUUCAGUCAGUCGUCGAAUCUGAUCACACACACGAGGAAGCAUACAGGAUUUAAGCCAUUCGCUUGUGAUGUGUGCGGACGAAGUUUUCAAAGAAAGGUCGAUCGAAGACGACACACGGAGACACACCAUCCUGAUCAAUUCAAAGAAAUAGAUGGCGAGCACGCACUUUGA
This is a messenger RNA of Cooperia oncophora, 879 nucleotides long. Lineage: Eukaryota; Metazoa; Nematoda; Chromadorea; Rhabditida; Trichostrongylidae. The record is from the annotation of a GenBank genome assembly.